AUCGUGCCUGACUUAGUACCUAGGUAUUGAGCAUUAUAGGUACCAACCUAUCCUUCCAUAGCAAUUCAUUAUCGAUAGGGAACAGGGACUAGGAUAACGGAGCUUCCUUCUACCAAGCUGGCUGCAGUGAGUUGCCUCGACCCGCUGCCCGAAGCGCUAAGGCGAGUUUAAAGUAGUUGAUCCCGGCGACAUCAUCAAAACCUAUGUGCUACCCUAAGAAUCUCUAGACUAUUUCAUCUUUUUUAGUAUUCAUUCACUUUCUCUCACUUACGUAACAAGGCGGUGGUCUUUGUGUCUUAAGAUAGCCUGUUGGGCUCUAUACUACAUUUGUUCUGUCAGAUGUCUAUAGGCUCGCGCUCUUAGUUCAAUACUAACUCUUGAUUUGGAUCGCCGGAGCUCUUCCUCGGCUUAUCUCUCUUGUCACGGCGAAGAUAUAAGACAUAGUCCACGACGAGGGACCCUCACACAUUUCCACUCCUUUCAUCCUAGGUCUUGUGACCGAUUUCUUCUUUCGCCGAUAUUCCCAUCCACCCAUUCGAAUCCCAAUGUCUUCGCCGCCUUGGGACUACAUCGCCAAGCUGGUCUGCAUCGGAGACUCGGGAUGUGGUAAAUCGUCGCUCACGAUCCGACUCUGCGAAGGUCGCUUCAGCCCUCAGCACGACGUCACGAUCGGAGUAGAAUUCGGUUCGAGAAUUGUACCCGUCGGUCCACCACAUUCGAAACAGUCAUCUACUACAACCACAGAUAAAGGUCUUCCCGAACCCCCGCGUGUCUCCAAUACACCGCAAAAACAUAUGAAGCUUUCACUCUGGGACACAGCAGGUCAAGAAACCUACAAAUCCGUAACCCGGUCCUACUUCCGCGGCGCCUCCGGGGCACUCCUAGUCUUCGACAUAACCCGAAAAACAACCUUCAACCACGUAACCGACUGGCUCAACGACCUACGCGCGAUCGCAGAUCCCGAUAUCGUCGUGAUCCUCGUCGGCAACAAGCUCGACCAAGCCCAAUCCGACGACUCCAACAAGCGCGAAGUAACCCACCAAGAAGCUGAAGAAUGGGCCCGUCGAAACGGUGUUUUGCAAUACGUCGAGACCUCAGCGAAAUCCGGAGAAAACGUCGAGGAGGCUUUUAUGAGAGUCGCCGAGCGCAUCUUUGAGAAUAUUAAUGCGGGGAAAUACGAUUUGAAUGACCGUCGGUCUGGUGUAAAGGGACCGGGGCCUGGAGGUGCGAAGCAAGUCAAGUUAUCCGCGGAUGCGAGUAGGGGCAUUGCGGGUGGUUGUUGUUAAUCUGCGCCUACGUGGGCACUUGAGAUUCAAACGUAACUGUCUUUGAAUUGGAAUGGGAAAAUCCCCAGACUGAACCGGAUCCAGUCCGGUCAUAUCAUAGCACUUUGAAUGAGCUUUAUGUUGAACGGUUAGUCGUCUAGGAAGAAGAUGUAUAUGAGGUUGGGUCAAGGUUCCACACACUGUACAUAAGAAAACUGCAUUCUGGAAGGCAUCGCAUACGACAUUCGAUGAUACCCUACGUAAUAAUGUCUACUUUCAAGCAUAUCAAGCAUCAAGCACACAUACGAAAGAACUUCAGAUGAACAAUUCAUCACUGUGAUUAACUACCUUCUAUACCUAACACUGUGAUUCGUGAC
Hypoxylon trugodes is the source of this 1642-nucleotide messenger RNA. RefSeq names its product GTP-binding protein rab2. Gene Ontology annotation, molecular function: GTPase activity; GTP binding. The transcript has 2 exons. The coding region runs from base 546 to 1286 and encodes 246 amino acids. Gene Ontology annotation, biological process: regulation of endocytosis. Gene Ontology annotation, cellular component: endosome. The record is from RefSeq and is a predicted model, not a curated record. Lineage: Eukaryota; Fungi; Ascomycota; Sordariomycetes; Xylariales; Hypoxylaceae.